CCACUUCCCACACAGAGUUAAGGAGAACGAAUAUAAGAUUGUGGCAACGCUUACCUUCCUUCACCUAUGAGGUGCAACACUCUGAAUAUAUGUAUGAUGACCAAGAGGUGGUGCGCUUUCGCAGUCAUACUUACCGGGUUUAGUCGGACGUCGGCGUUUGCGCCGUUGGCUGUACGGUGCAAAGGUAGUCACGAAGCUUUCCGCGUUUCUAGGACAAGAGGCACUUGUCCUGGAUUAUCGAUGACGACUAGGGUGAUGCAGGCACCCAGGGGACCGUUAUUCGCAAGGGCAAAUACAUAUACAGAGCAAUUGGAAGAGGAUACACUCUCUGACGUCGAUUCGCGGGUUCUACAAUCGAUGCUGCAAGAUUCAAAACUGGAUUUGGAUACUGAAGAGGAUAUCAAGAAGCUUUUAGAGCGAGGAACAGCCAACACGGCCAAGAAAAAUCCUGAGGCUAAGGCGGAAGAAUCUGACACGCAAUUCUCAUCGAGCGUUUUCAAAACUUUCUCGGACACUAAGCUCUGGAAGAAAGUCACAGCCCAAGCAUCUGAUCUGGCUGAAUCCGUCGGUAUCUGGGUCACCAAUCGUAUCGAGCAAGACGUCAAGGUACUGACAGCGCUGGGUGUCUUUACGUGGGAUAGAGUCGUCCAGGAUGUUGCUCGUGCCUUACCAGCUGCCAGUACUUCGGCUCGCAAAUUUCUGAUAUUGACCAACUCGAGCAGCUAUCAAGAGCCGCUCGAGCCCGAACAGUCUGUUUUGGAAGAAAUGAACCGUCCCGCGGACGAGAUUCAAGCUGUGUCUCGAGCGGUCUUUGCCAUUUUGGCGGGCGACCAAGCUAGUGGCCGUGGACUUCGUACGGUGGCUCCCGCCGGCUCUAUCAACUCUGCCGAGCGACAGCGCCGUGCAUUUGUCCAGCGAAAAAAGCUGGAUAAGCAGGAUCGUGACGUUACGCGGGUCGCUGGUGCUGUCGUCGAUACAGCCUACGAACUGCAGCGAGAGCUUGCAGCAGAAGCGAAUCCGGCAGGAUACAAGACGAUCAGUAUCCGUAACGCAAUCGAAGCGGGUGUGAGCAAUACAGGAAAUAUCCUUCGGGGUGUGAAAGAGUUGGUCAGGUUAGGCGCAGCCGAUCGUAAUGAACAGAUGCUGUUGACAGCCAAUCCAAUCGAGGUCACCGGAGCAGGUCUGGAUCGGACAGAGAUUUUGAUUAAGUUGCAAAUGGAGCGGUCAAAUAUCGCAGCAAGGUUACAGCAAUGCAUCAAGGACCCUGGAAGAACCUGGCUUCGGCAAGAAAUUACGGGAGAUGAAUUUUUGUGCUUCGAUGAGGGUAAGCUUCGCGAUGUGGUAACCAUGAUGAUCUUUGUUCGAGAUGAGGUGGAGACGAAGUUUGAGGAAGAAAACGAAGGAACUUUGGAAAAUAUAAUCCACCAACUAUCGUCCGUCCGAAACUCGGUGGAGGAUAUCCACUCUCGCAUUGCUGAAGCUGCAUCAUGGAAAGUUGCCGAGGCCUUCCGGAAUGAAAUUUUUGCCAUUUCAGUUGAUUCGGCCGAACAACCAUUAAUACUCAGGCUCGUGGAGCUGGAAGAGAGCAUUAAUCCACCACCUGAGUCAUUGUUUAGUAAUACAGCACCCACGGGUGCGACCAUGGCGCACGGUGUGUCUGCAAAAGCAUCAGAGAACCAGCCAUGGUUCGCUAUGACUGAUCCUUACCAAGGAGAACAAGUUGUUGUCGAGCCUAAACAAUCUGGAAACGUCAAAAGACCAACGUUCGUUGACGUCAUUCCCGAAAUUGUCGCCACAAGACCUAUGGAGCCCUCGAGUCAUGACGUUGUGGAAGUGAAAAGUACCGCCUCAGAAAAUUUUGACGUUACUGUUCUGGACGACGAAAAAGAAUCCCAAGGUUACACUUUUGCAGCGGAACUCGUGACCGACGAUGAUUUUGAUGUAGCAGUUGGUAGAGCGAAGUCUGUAAAGGCACUCACGGAAGAGGAAAUGGAAGAAAAGACCGAGCAACCGAGCUUGGUUUCCAUGUUUUUGCUUCGAUCGUUAGAUGUGGUUUUCUUUUUGGUUGAAAAAACACUUACAGUUGGAGUUCCCAAAGCAAUAGCGCUCAGCAAGACAAUUUCCAUCCGCAUUGAUGAGAUAAAUCGUGAUGGACGAGGGACGAAAGGAUGGCAACAAUUCCGCAAAUCGGCAAGUCCCCGAGGAAGAUACUAGGAUAGAGCUAGAAAAUCAAAGAGCUGAUCAUUCAUGUAAAAUAGCAGGAAAAAGGAUGUCGCAACAAAACUAAAAAUACCCUGCCUGGACACUGGUGAGUUUUUCAGUUGUUGUACUAUUCUUCGUCAUACAAAGAGGAAAUUCACUUGUUCCGGUCUCAAAGCGCCCGCAAAAUCACUAAUCCGGCCAAAUUCUACAUUC
This is a messenger RNA of Phaeodactylum tricornutum CCAP 1055/1, 2415 nucleotides long. RefSeq lists its product with no specific name. Bases 67 to 2214 code for a protein of 715 amino acids. The record is from RefSeq and is a predicted model, not a curated record. Lineage: Eukaryota; Bacillariophyta; Bacillariophyceae; Surirellales; Neidiaceae. The transcript has a single exon.